Ooceraea biroi (clonal raider ant) is the source of this 2000-nucleotide messenger RNA. Its product is annotated as G protein pathway suppressor 2. The record is from RefSeq and is a predicted model, not a curated record. Lineage: Eukaryota; Metazoa; Arthropoda; Insecta; Hymenoptera; Formicidae. Gene Ontology annotation, molecular function: transcription coregulator activity. Gene Ontology annotation, cellular component: transcription regulator complex. Gene Ontology annotation, biological process: regulation of transcription by RNA polymerase II.
UAAGUGGACCGCACCCUUCAUAAUUCAAUGACUCAUAGCGCAUAGGUUAUGGAACAUUCUGGAACAAAUACUGAGUUAAAUGUUAAUCGUGUUAAAUUGUGUUUUAAGAUAUAAUUUAUAAUUAUAAUUUUAGUGAACGUGAAGUGUGGAAAAUAUUAAUUUUAUAUUAGAAUUAGCAUUAUCAUAUCGAAUACGAUGAAGACAAGUGAAGCGACGCAGCUCACAGCAUUCUUAUAGACGUUGUUUUAUAUUUUUAGUUAUUUUGUUCAUAUGGUAUUUCUUUUAAUGUAUCUUUUAAGUAGGAACAUAAAGAAGAAUUACGCAUCGUGGCAAAGGGAACUGUUAUCCUUAUAUUAUAUACUUUAUACGAGGCACAUCGUAGAACAGGAAAAUGCCAGCGAUUUUAGGUGGCGCACCUCCCCAACGCAACGAACAAAUGUGGCAAGGAUUAAAGGCGCAUAUCAUGAGAGAGCGUCAACGAAAAAAGGAAGAACAAGAAGCCGAUGCGGAGGAGGAGCGUUUACGCAAGGAGAGAGAACGCCAACAGAAGCAAGACGUGAUGACGCUGGGAGAAACGCGAGAACAGAUCGCCACUCUGGAGAACGAACUCUGCCAAUUAAAGGAAGAGAAGCACCAAUUAUUCUUGCAGUUGAAGAAAGUGUUGAAUGAGGACGAUAGAAGACGACAGCUUAUAAAAGAAACCAGCGUUUGUUCCGAGGUUCUCGCAACAGUGGGGGGAUACCCGGCGACGAGUCCGAGAGUGAUGCAUUCUCAAUUGUUUUUACCAAUGCAGCGAAGCAGCAGUCCUCUCUACAAAGUCGCGGUUGGCACACCUACGCACUUGAUACCGAGUGUAAGCCCAAGCUUCUACCAUCUCGAUGGUACCAUGAAAAGGUCUCACAGCCCGUCGCCGCCGCCCGCUGCGUCUCCAUAUCAUAGCGCGUACGGCUACAAACCGCCGCCAUCCAUUCCGAAUUACAAUCCGCCACCUCCCAAAUCCGAGGAAGCUGCUAGGAGGUCCGGUGAUUCUCGAGCAGUCCUCUGGAACAAGAACAAUCAGUACUCCGCAUCGAGCUUCUACUCGGCGCCUGCAGCCCAGAAUGUCUACAGUUAUUCCGCACCCGUGUCGCAACCAUCCCGAGAACCCUCAGAGUCGGCUAAACCCGUUUAUCUUUCUGGAGGCAGGGCACCAUUGGCUACACACGCUGGUAACACGCACUCGUAUGUAACUAAUUUGCAUACAAUGGAACACAAGGGCACUUACGGCGAGGAUAAAUUUUACUUACGACCGACGAAUCACGUCACUGUUCACGGUGGAGCCAUACCGAUUCAACAACAACCUCAGGGUGCGAAAACUGGCGGAAUUACUUCGGGUUACCCUGUACGUGCCCCGCAACCACCACCUGGUCCAUACCCGCCGCCACCACCGCCCUCUCCUGGCACUUACGUCAGCGGUGCAGGUGCCAAUGUACCUGGCAGGCUAUUGUACACGCAGCCUGGCGCUCGCUACCUCCAGCGAGAAAUCUAAAAUCGUUCUCUUGUUCAACGAAAGCUUUUGUCUUUAAUCCGCUUUCACUUAAUGCAAAGUUGCGCAAAUCACGAGGGCGUUUUUCGUAAUUACUUCAGCACACAUGGAGAUGAUUAACAAUUAUGACUUAAUUGUUAUGCAUUAAGGACAACUGCUUCGAUUUUAUGAGAACGACAAGUACUUCAAUUUUAUGGUGACCGAGGAGUAAAAUAUACUCAGUAUGAGUAACGGCGGAUUAAAAUCACAAAUUAUGCAAUGUAAUCUAAUUCUGUAACUUGAUAAAACACAAAGGGUUGAAGAGAAAGAGGUUGAAAGGGGAUGAGAUAUACAUAUACAUCUAUAUGUGUAUAUAAAAUGAUUUAAAUAAUAAAAGUAAGUACUCUUUCUCUGUAUAACGCUGUAUAUGUUUGAAAUACAUGUACCUACACUUAUCUAUAUUCAUAUAUCUGUAAAUUAUUUCGAAAACACAAAA